Sphaerodactylus townsendi is the source of this 3405-nucleotide messenger RNA. RefSeq names its product ribonucleotide reductase catalytic subunit M1 (gene RRM1). Gene Ontology annotation, biological process: DNA replication; deoxyribonucleotide biosynthetic process. Gene Ontology annotation, molecular function: ribonucleoside-diphosphate reductase activity, thioredoxin disulfide as acceptor; ATP binding. NCBI's taxonomy places the organism in Eukaryota, Metazoa, Chordata, Lepidosauria, Squamata, Sphaerodactylidae. Gene Ontology annotation, cellular component: ribonucleoside-diphosphate reductase complex. The record is from RefSeq and is a predicted model, not a curated record.
CAGGACUCAAGAUGGGGGCCGAGGGGGCCGGGCUACGGCGGCGCAGGAGGGUCAGCGACAGUUGGCGGGAGCGCGGGAAGCGCAAGUCCGCCUCGAAACUGACUGGAGGGAAGCCGCCGCCGCCGCCGCCGCCGCCGAGAUGCACGUCGUCAAGAGAGAUGGCCGUCACGAGCGGGUCAUGUUUGACAAGAUCACGUCCCGCAUCCAGAAACUCUGCUACGGUCUCAACCUGGACUUUGUGGACCCCGCUCAAAUCACAAUGAAAGUGAUCCAGGGACUUUACAGCGGCGUCACCACCGUGGAGUUGGACACCCUGGCUGCAGAGACGGCAGCAACGCUGACGACCAAGUACCCGGACUACGCCAUCUUGGCAGCACGAAUCGCUGUCUCCAACUUGCACAAAGAAACUAAGAAGGCGUUCAGUGAUGUGAUGGAAGAUCUGUUCAGCUACGUGAACCCCAAUAACGGCAAACAUUCCCCAAUGAUCUCCAAAGAAACGUUAGACAUUGUGUUGGCCAACAAAGAUCGGCUGAAUUCAGCUAUCAUUUAUGACCGGGAUUUCUCCUACAAUUACUUUGGCUUUAAGACUCUGGAGCGCUCGUACCUACUGAAGAUAAACUCCAAAGUGGCCGAGCGCCCCCAGCACAUGCUGAUGAGGGUGUCCGUGGGAAUCCACAAGACUGACAUCGACGCUGCCAUCGAAACCUACAACCUGCUGUCUGAGAAGUGGUUCACUCACGCCUCCCCCACUCUCUUCAAUGCUGGCACCAACCGUCCCCAGCUGUCCAGCUGUUUUCUGCUGUGCAUGAAGGACGACAGCAUCGAAGGCAUCUACGAUACGCUGAAGCAUUGUGCGCUCAUCUCCAAGUCUGCUGGAGGAAUUGGGGUCGCCGUGAGCUGCAUUCGCGCCACAGGCAGCUACAUCGCUGGGACAAACGGGAACUCCAACGGUCUCGUGCCAAUGCUGAGGGUGUACAACAACACGGCUCGCUACGUGGACCAGGGAGGCAACAAGAGACCGGGGGCCUUUGCCAUCUACCUGGAGCCGUGGCAUUUCGACAUCUUUGAGUUUCUCGACCUGAAGAAGAACACCGGGAAGGAGGAGCAGCGGGCCCGGGAUCUCUUCUAUGCCCUCUGGAUCCCGGAUCUUUUCAUGAAGCGUGUGGAGACCAACCAGGACUGGUCUCUGAUGUGUCCAAAUGAAUGCCCGGGCCUAGAUGAAGUAUGGGGAGAGGAGUUCGAGAAACUCUACGAGAGCUAUGAGAAGCAGGGGCGUGUGCGCAAGGUGGUGAAGGCCCAGCAGGUGUGGUACGCCAUCAUUGAGUCUCAGACGGAGACGGGAACUCCUUACAUGCUCUACAAGGACUCCUGCAACCGGAAGAGCAACCAGCAGAACCUGGGCACCAUCAAGUGCAGCAACCUCUGCACGGAAAUUGUGGAGUACACCAGCCAGGACGAGGUCGCGGUGUGUAAUUUGGCAUCUAUAAGCGCCUGAAUAUGUAUCGCCACCUCGGCACACGCAUUUAAUUUCAGGAAGCUGGCGGAGGUCACCAGGGUCAUUGUCCGAAACCUGAACAAGAUUAUUGACAUCAAUUUCUACCCUGUGCCAGAGGCUGAGCUGUCCAACAGGCGCCAUCGGCCCAUCGGCAUCGGGGUGCAGGGCCUGGCAGACGCCUUCAUCCUCAUGAGGUUCCCUUUCGAGAGCCCGGAGGCCCAGCUGCUCAACCAGCAGAUCUUUGAGACCAUCUACUACAGUGCCUUGGAAGCCAGCUGUGAGCUGGCCAAAGAACAUGGCCCUUAUGAGACAUACGAGGGUUCCCCCGUCAGCAAAGGCGUCCUUCAGUAUGACAUGUGGAAUGUCACCCCAACUGACCUAUGGGACUGGAAAGCUCUAAAAGAAAAGAUUGCCAAGCACGGCGUCAGAAACAGCCUCCUCCUGGCCCCAAUGCCGACGGCUUCCACAGCUCAGAUCUUGGGCAACAACGAGUCCAUUGAGCCCUACACCAGCAACAUCUACACACGCCGAGUUCUCUCCGGAGAGUUCCAGAUCGUUAACCCCCACUUGCUGAAAGACCUGACCGAGAGAGGCUUGUGGAGUGAGGAGAUGAAGAACCAAAUCAUCGCCCACAGCGGCUCCAUCCAGAGCAUCCCUGAGAUUCCGGAGGAGCUGAAGCUGCUCUACAAGACCGUCUGGGAGAUCUCCCAGAGGACGGUGCUCAAGAUGGCCGCCGACCGAGGCGCUUUCAUCGACCAGAGCCAGUCCCUGAACAUCCACAUCGCUGAACCCAACUACGGGAAGCUGACCAGCAUGCACUUCUACGGAUGGAAGCAGGGUCUGAAGACGGGCAUGUAUUACCUGAGGACGAAGCCGGCCGCCAACCCCAUCCAGUUCACCCUGAACAAGGAGAAACUGAAGGACAAGAACUCCCGGGAAGAGGAGGAGAAGGAGCGGAACAAGGCGGCCAUGGUGUGCUCUCUGGAGAACAGAGACGAGUGCCUCAUGUGUGGCUCGUAAGGAGCUGCCAGGCGCUGCCGAAGCCCCCGCCCCAUGGUUAUGUAGGUCUAGUGUACUUAGGGGGUGUCGAGAAGCUGCCGCUCUUUGCCUUGCGGCAAGUCAAGAAUUUGCAGAGAAGCAGGGGGCUUGUAUUACCCUGGGUCGGCAAAAAUGUCCGGUUUGGGAGGGGGGCUCUGUAGGAAAGCUGUACCCACCCCUGUCCUAGCCAAUAUUUUCAGGAACCCUUUAAUGUCUUUAUUAAGCAUCACAGAAAGACUUCUGUAAGCAUUCCUGUGAAGGAGAGUUCAUGCCUCUUACACUUUGGGGGUCGGACUCCUUUGACAGUCUGGUACCUGCCAUUUAGUUCCUGUGCCAUCGUCCGAGUGGUGGAUUCUGGGAUAACUUUGGGCGCCUGUGGCUCUCUGUCUGUCCCCCGGGCGCCCUUGAAGUCAGGAUGAGCGGAGAUGGGCUGGGUGUCCCACAGGGCCCGGGAGGGAAACUUCGUCUUCGUCUGUCCAUAGACAGUCCCUGCCUUAACACCGACUGUGCCAUUCAUCUCUGUUGUAUUUAGGAAUCAUAACCCUUUUUCGUUCUCUAGCUGGAGAAUCUGCAGAAACUGGAAGACUGUAGGUUCAGCCUCCAAAGUGUGUUUGGUUUAGCAGUGUUAUUAUUAUGAUUUUUUUUGCAGUAGAGAUUCUUUGAAACACCCCUGCCCUUUUUUUUCCAAGAGCCGCGUGCAUUAGGCCGGGCAGUUUGUAUAAGCAAGAGGCGUUCUAUUUUGCUCCUUGGCCAGAGUAGUUGGAAUGGGGUGGCCCAGACUCUCCGCUAUUUAUUGAGUUCAGAUCUCCCACCUGACUACUUGAAUCCUCUUUAAACCAAUUCAGAAGCAUCAAUAAAGCCUAGAAAGUAAA